UUUUUUUUUUUUUUUUUUUUGAAAAAUUUAUUUUUUCAUCUUUUCUCUACAUUAGUAUCUCGAAUAUUACCUCUCAUGCUUCAUACUACCCGUUCUUCUUCAACAUCAUCCCCUCCUACUCGUCCAACUGUCUUUCCUUCCCGUACUAAUAGUCGUCAAUACCUUCAGUCACAGCAAAAGAAACAACAUUUACCUGUAUAUCCUUCUUUAAGUCAUCAUACGAGUAGUACCACCGAUAAUUCAUCCAUCACAACAACAACUACCACUACCACCACAACAACAAGUACCUUGUCUUCUUCCUUGUCGUCUACCACUACAAUUACUACGCCUCAACAACAACAGCAAGAACAACGUAAUAACUCUGAAAAUGUCAAGGUGGCAGUACGGUGUCGUCCACUAUCACAUAAGGAAUCUUUUGGAAAAGGUGAUAAUGCUUGGCAUAUUGAUACUAGUCUUGCAAAGAUACGACUUGCUGAAGGUGUGGUGAGGCGACCUUUACAACAACAACAACAACAAUCAUCGACUUCUUCAAUGAACACAGAAUAUCAUUUUGAUAACGUGGCCUAUGGUAGUGAUAAUAAUGCUUUAUACAAUACCAGUGUUAAGCCAUUGAUUAGUCAAGCUAUGAACGGAUACAAUGGUAGGAGAAAAAAAAGUCAAUAAACUUGGUUUGAGCGAUGAUAAUGGGAACUAAACAGUCUGUACUUUCUUAUAUAUAUAGCUACGGUCUUCGCCUACGGACAAACUGCUAGUGGAAAAACUUAUGC
This is a messenger RNA of Halteromyces radiatus, 767 nucleotides long. RefSeq lists its product as uncharacterized. Gene Ontology annotation, molecular function: plus-end-directed microtubule motor activity; microtubule binding; ATP binding. Gene Ontology annotation, cellular component: microtubule. Gene Ontology annotation, biological process: microtubule-based movement; mitotic cell cycle. The coding region runs from base 76 to 663 and encodes 195 amino acids. The record is from RefSeq and is a predicted model, not a curated record. The transcript has 2 exons. Lineage: Eukaryota; Fungi; Mucoromycota; Mucoromycetes; Mucorales; Cunninghamellaceae.